Molecule: messenger RNA, 1082 nt
Organism: Papilio xuthus (Asian swallowtail)
Lineage: Eukaryota; Metazoa; Arthropoda; Insecta; Lepidoptera; Papilionidae
Gene: Hyls1
Product: Hyls1 centriolar and ciliogenesis associated
Exons: 4
Coding region: 131-820 (229 amino acids)
Biological process (GO): cilium assembly
Cellular component (GO): centriole; non-motile cilium
Source: RefSeq, a predicted model, not a curated record
UAGACGUUAAUUUAAAUCUUGUCAAUCGUUAUUUCAGUAUAACAAAUCUAAACAGCUGUUUUGUUGAUUACUUGUUUAGUUCAAUAACAUUUUGCUGUCUAAAGAUAAAACUUAAUGAUUUCAUGCUAUCAUGGACACUGAUGAUUACAACGAAAUCACAUCACAGUUAGACGCAAGAGAAAUAUUGCGCUACCUAAAUCAUUUAGGAAUACACAACAUAAGUGGAGAAGUUUUAAAAUACUUCAUAACAGAUUUAAAGAAAUUAAUUAAAUACGACUUGCAACAUAAACAUGAAAGCGAAAACACAAAAAGUCCAUUGAACCUAGGAACUGAAAGAUUACACAGCGCUAGUACAUUUUCGUCCAGAGCCAGAUCAAGAGCCACGACCAGUGAUAUAAUAAUAUGUUGUUCUAAACAAAGUCAGAAACCCAAAAAACUUUUAGAUCUUCGCAAUGUACACUCAGCACCUAAUUUAUUUCAAGCAAAAGAGGAGGUCACACUGUCAAAAAAAGCAUGUUCAUGCGAGAGAGAAGUGAAGAAAUCUGACAUUUUAUCUAAAGACUCAAAAACUACACCAUCAAUCAAUAGUAAUUUUAUCAGAAAACCAAAAGAGCCUGUGAAGAGAAAACAUGACCCAGUUUCUUUAUAUCACUAUUAUUCAUCAUUAUGGGAAAAAUAUAAACCAAAUGUACCUGGAGAAAACAAUUGGUCAGAACUGAGGUGGAGCAUACGACAGAAAAUGGCAGGAAGUGCUGCUUCCCAAUCUAGCAAAAAUUCUGUCCACACAAGGCCGCUUAUUCAGAGUAAAAAAUUGAAGUGACGAUCCUGCUUAUUGGUGACAUUCAUACAUUCCCUUCCAAAUGAAUUUAUUAGUAGUUGUGUAUGUAAUUAAACUAAUUAAAGAUGGCAGCUAUAAACUAUAAUAUUGUUAUAUAUUUUGUAGAAAUCUUGUGAUUUUUCAAAAACUGUGAGAUAAAACGAAUUUAAACAAAAAGGGACUGACAUAAUGAUAUAUAUAAUCUACAAAUUUUUGUGGAAAAUCCACAUGUAUAAAUUUGGGUCUGAUUUGGAAUAGCAUAUAG